Messenger RNA from Zingiber officinale, 3857 nucleotides. Its product is annotated as flowering time control protein FPA-like. The record is from RefSeq and is a predicted model, not a curated record. NCBI's taxonomy places the organism in Eukaryota, Viridiplantae, Streptophyta, Magnoliopsida, Zingiberales, Zingiberaceae. The transcript is spliced from 6 exons. Gene Ontology annotation, molecular function: RNA binding. Bases 200 to 2962 code for a protein of 920 amino acids.
GGGUCGAAGGGUCCUCUGCUUCGAAGCUCUAGGGUUUCUUUCCCCUUCCUUUCCGCCUCCGUCUCCAAUUGCAGAAUCCGAGUCGCCUGUUCGUCGAUCUGCCCCGCGUUCGAUUUCUGUGAGCGUUUUCUGUACUUUUUUUUUGUUUCUGUAGAUUCGCUUCCGUUGGCAACCGUUUAGGAUUCGGCCGGAACCGGCGAUGCCGAUCGACAAGUCUGCUGUUGUUUCUUCCGACCACUGCCGCCCAUCGUCUGCCAAGGAUCCGGAGAGCAGUGAGUCCGCCUCGAAUACCCUCUGGGUGGGGCAACUCUCCGCCGAAACCACCGAUUCGGAUCUGAUGUCCAUCUUCUCCAAGCAUGGCGCCUUGGAUUGCACCACCAUGCGCUCGGCGAGGAACUACACCUUCAUGUACUUCCGGCAAGACGAGGAAGCCAAGGCUGCAAAGGAAGCCCUCCAAGGGUACGUGAUCCACGGGAGCGCCAUCAGGAUCGAGUUUGCCAAACCGCCAAGAGCAGCUAAGCAGAUUUGGGUUGGUGGGUUUAGCUCAGCUAUAAGUAAGGAGCAACUUGAGGAAGAGUUUAUGCAGUUUGGUAAGAUUGAAGAGUACAGAUUUUUCAGGGAUCGAAAUUCAGCUAUUAUUGAAUAUUAUAAGUUAGAUGAUGCAAUUGCCGCUCACAAAAAUAUGAAUGGAAAGAAGUUUGCUGGUCAACAGCUACUUGUUGAUUUUCUACGGUCUCAACCUCCUAGAAGGGAGUGGCCUGACCGCCAGGAUUCGAGGAAUGGACACCUGGGCAACCUAAGAUCUUUGCCAUUCGAGAGAGUGAGAAAUUUUUAUAGUUCUUCCCUAGGGCCUAAGUGGGAUAUGCCUCAUGGAGUGCUCCAAGAUGGCCCUCCAAGCAAUGUUCUUUGCAUAAGAUAUCCACCUCCUGUUCAGAUUGAUGAGAAGAUGCUUCACAAUGCCAUGAUUCUUUUUGGCGAAAUUGAAAUGAUAAAAUCCUUUCCUUCUGGACACUAUUCUCUUGUGGUGUUCAGAAGUAUUGAUGAAGCUAGGCGUGCAAAAGAUGGUUUACAGGGUCGUCUGUUUAACGAUCCUAGGAUACAGAUACUCUAUUCCAACAGUGAACUUGCUCUACCGGGUCCUGGUCGUCUGAUUGCCCCGAAUAAUUUGCUUGACCUCCUGCAUGCCAAUAGGUCAUUUGGGCCACAAGGACCAAAUCUCCGUCAUGAACUCGGUAUUCUUCAUCCAAAUCUCCUUGAGGUUGAUGCUAGCAAAUCUAUACCUUGGACAUAUCGGCCCCCUUCAGCACUAGGAAUUCUUCCUUUUCCUCCAGGUUUGUUUCAAGAUAUCCGAUCCAUGCCUGAUGGAUGGGAUGGAGAUGAUGUGAGAAACCCGAAGAGGAUUAGGCUGGAUAGUCCUCCCAGCGAUGAUGAUUUUCGUCAAAGGAGGAUAACUGGUAGCAGCACUAUGGAGGAGCAACUAUUUUUGUUACCUCGUCAAGAUAGAAGUGCUUCUAGUCGUAGUCAACUUGGUCCUUACUUACACCCUUCUGAUAAAGACUACAUUUGGCGUGGUGUUAUUGCUAAAGGAGGAACACAUGUUUGUUAUGCUCGCUGUGUACCAAUAGGAAAGGGCAUCAACUCUCCAAUGCCAAGUGUCGUCAACUGCUCGGCUAGAACUGGAUUAGAUAUGCUCACAAAACAUUGUGCUGAGGCAACCAAUUUUGAGGUCGUUUUCUUUUUACCUGACAGCGAAGAGGACUUUGCCUCUUACACAGAGUUCUUAAGGUACCUAGGCCUAAAAAAUCGUGCUGGGGUUGCAAAGCUUGAAGAUGGUACAACUCUAUUUUUGGUACCACCGUCGGAUUUCUUGACCAAGGUAUUGGGUGUGAAUGGUCCUGAACGCCUGUAUGGUGUUGUUCUAAACAUGCCCCAGCAGCCACCUGCUGCAGUUGUGCAACAGUCACAACAGAUUGAUCAGGAAGAACCUAAUUUCCAGAAAACUAACAAUUUUGUCCGCCACAAUGAAGAUCAGACACUAAGAGGUGAUUAUUAUCAGUCUCUGCAUGAGGAAGUGGUACGACGUUCUGCUGUUGAAAAAUUCCCACUAGCUCAGGGAGAUGAGCAACACAUGGCGCAACCAGCUUCACUAAACCAAGAUAACAAUGUUGCUGUUGCAACGUCGCAGUUGAAGGCUACCUUAACUCCUGAUUUAAUAGCUACUUUAGCUUCUCUUAUACCCAGCAACAAUCAAUCAUCAGCUUCUGGUGCUGCUCAGUUGCCAUCCAACUUGAUUGUCAGACCUACUUCAUCCUAUACUUCUACACCAUUUCAGAGUCGGAGACAAGAGAACCAAAUGGCUCUUUCUCUUAAUUCGAUGGAGCAACAGAAACAGUCACCACAUUUAGGACAAGAUUUCAAUAGCCAGGCACCUCCGGUCUCCCAAUUUCCACCCUUCACGACUAUCCAAAUUCAAAAUCCUACUCUUACCAUGCCACAAGCCCCUGCUGUUUCAACCAAUCUGUUGAAUAACUAUGAAAUCUCACACCGGGGACAGUUUUCUGCCACCCAGAACAAUCAACUUUAUCAGUUCGACAACACUCACGGUAAUCAUGACAACUAUGGAAGUUUAACUACAACAAACGUUGCUGAUUCAUUUUCUUCUUCGGUUCAGCAGCAACCGAGAAUUGGUUCAUUGUCUGCUCAUAGUUUAAUUGGAAAUAUGCCUCAGCACCAACCUGCUUUGUCAAUUUCGAAUGAAAAAGGGAAUCCGGAGCUUCCUAAUCAAGGGCAGCAGUUACAAAACAUAUUACCAAGUUCAACCCAGGGCACAUCCCAAGGUGAUGCUGACAAGAACCAGCGGUAUCAGUCAACCCUUCAGUUUGCUGCUAAUUUACUUCUCCAAAUUCAACAGCAGCAGCAGGUAAAUGCUAGCACACCAACGGGAUCUGGAACCCAUCAGUGAGACCGACUUCGGUAUCAGGUACUGCUUAUUGAUAUGCUGAAUUUUCUUGCUUAGUUUAGUCCAAGCAUCUUUUAUUAUCAUUAAGGUUCAGCCUCACACGAAUGCAUAGUUUGGUUCAUAAAUAGGUAGAGUUAAGAAAUUGUAAAAAACAUAUCCUUGGGUUCUAUUCCUUGCUACUGCAGAAGGAGACUAAUAAAUUGAAAUCCAUUAGACUGAACGUUUGAGAGUAGAGAGAGAUUAUAGAAGUUACGGAGCGACAACUAAAGAUAACUUCUGGUUGACAGAAUGAAAAGUAUAGUGACAGCAUGAUUACUUAGAUUUGGGUGAUAAUUGGUGGGAUUAGUUUUUGCCUCGAUAACCAUGUAUACUUCCACACUAAUCCUUUUCUUUAUUAAUUAUAGUUUGAGUCUGCCUCUUUUACAACAGUAAUAGAAUAAUAUCCAUCAACUAGAUGUUUUGAAAGUUUAUAUAGAAAAUUGGAAAACAAAGGGUGGAAUAUACUUGUUCAUGCUAAGGGUAUUAGCUGAACUGUAAGCAUUGUUCAUCACAAAUUAUUUUCCUUUCAUUCUUGUUGGGCAAUGACAGUAAGUUACAGAAAAUUUCGCAAUGCACUUAGGUUAUGUUCACAGUAGUGGCAACUAAAGAUGAAAAACACUAAAAGGAACAGAUUCCUGCAUUACUCGACUAUUACUCGUCUGUUAUUUUGUGCUCGAGUCAUGAUGCAUGCUUUACCAUAGGAACAAACUCGAACUAUCUCGUACUUUCCUCUUUGUUUGUCAUUUUUGUCUGAUUUUUUUUUUCAACUUAUAUUACCAGUUUAUGAUCUGAGUUUGCUAUUUCCCCCAAGAUCUUGAUGGAUAUUUAUGUUUAUCCUGCAUUUCAUGUUCUUGAAUUA